Pipistrellus kuhlii (Kuhl's pipistrelle) is the source of this 4197-nucleotide messenger RNA. It is a transcript of the gene TLR5, whose product is annotated as toll like receptor 5. Gene Ontology annotation, molecular function: transmembrane signaling receptor activity; protein binding. The coding region runs from base 260 to 2866 and encodes 868 amino acids. The record is from RefSeq and is a predicted model, not a curated record. The transcript is spliced from 5 exons. Gene Ontology annotation, biological process: inflammatory response; immune response; toll-like receptor signaling pathway. Gene Ontology annotation, cellular component: membrane. NCBI's taxonomy places the organism in Eukaryota, Metazoa, Chordata, Mammalia, Chiroptera, Vespertilionidae.
ACAGCGGCUAUUUUUCCCGCGGGACCCACUGCCCCGGGCGCCGCGGGGACGCGGGAGCCGAGGCAGAGGCGCGGGCCGCGGCGGGGAGACCCCCACCCCAGAGGCAGCCGAAUGCCCGUUUCCUGGUUCAGGGAAAACACUGGCCGCCACCGUCCCUGCGUGGGGCUCUGUCGUCUCGGGACCAGGAGUCCUGACACCACCGGGGCCGAGGGGGAAGGAGCCCCUGUCCGCGGCGGCUUGUGUGAGCGCCGGGAGGAUCAUGGGAAAUCACCUUGACCUUCUCUUGGGAGCGGUGCUGCUGGCCAGCCCGGCGCUCGGCAUCUCUCCCUGCUCCUCGGACGGCCGCAUCGCCCUGUACCGUUCCUGCAACCUCACCCGGGUGCCCCCGGUCCCCAACUCCACGGAGCGCCUCCUGCUGAGCUUCAACUACAUCCGGGCCGUCACGGCCACGUCCUUCCCCGUCCUGGAGCGGCUGGAGCUGCUGGAGCUGGGGACGCAGCUCACCGCCUUCACCGUGGGCCGGGCGGCCUUCCGGAACCUGCCCAACCUCCGGGUCUUGGACUUGGGCCACAGCAGGCUAGACUCGCUGCACCCGGACGCCUUCCAGGGGCUGCCCCGUCUGUUUGAGCUCCGGCUCUUCUACUGCGGGCUCUCCGAGGCCGUGCUCAGGGACGGUCACUUCAGAAACCUGCCGUCGCUGAGCCGCCUGGACCUGUCCAAGAACCAGAUCCACAGCCUCUCCCUCCCCGCUUCCUUCCGGGAGCUGGACGCCCUGACGUCCAUCGACUUCUCCCUCAACGAUGUCCCCGUCGUGUGCGAGUGGGACCUCCGGCCCCUGCGAGGGAAGGAGCUGUCCUUUCUGGGCCUCGCUGCCACCAACCUGUACUACCGGGUCCCCGUGGACUGGGCCGCGUGCAGGAACCCGCUCAGGGACAUGGUCCUGGGCACCCUCGACGUGUCCCAGAAUGGCUGGGGCGUGGACCUCGUACGGAACUUCACCGGCGCCGUCAACGGGACCCCGAUCGCCUCUCUGCUCCUCGCCUGGCACGUCAUGGGUCCCGGGUUCGGCUUCCAAAACAUCAAGGACCCCGACCGGAGCACCUUCGCCGGCCUGGCCCGCAGCUCGCUGCGACGCCUGGACCUCGCGCACGGCUCCAUCUUCGCCCUGGGCUCCCGGCUCUUCGAGGGCCUCGGGGAGCUCAGGCUCCUGAACCUGGCCCACAACAAGGUCAACACGAUCGCCCGCCAGGCCUUCUACGGGCUGGACAGCCUCCAGGUCCUCAACCUGUCCUUCAACCUCCUGGGGGAGCUGUACAACCCCAGCUUCGACGGCCUGCCCGGCGUGGCCUACAUCGAUCUGCAGAGGAACCACAUCGGGGCGGUCCAGGACGGGACGUUCCGGUCCCUGCGGAGCCUGCAGACCCUGGACCUCCGGGACAACGCCCUGAAGACGGUCGGCUUCGUCCCGAGCAUCCCCACCCUCUACCUGGGGGGCAACAAGCUGGCGACGCUGCCCAGCGCCGGGUUCGAGGCCAGCUUCGUGCAGCUGUCGGGGAACCGGCUGGAGCGGGUGGACGAGCUCUACGCCCUGUUCCAGAUCCCCCAGCUCCAGGUCCUCAUCCUCAACCAGAACCGCCUGUCCCUGUGCGCCGCCCCCGCCGCCCCCAGGCCUGUGGGGAGCCCCAGCCUGGAGCAGCUCUUCCUCGGGGAGAACAUGCUGCAGCUGGCCUGGGAGACGGGGUCCUGCUGGGACGUCUUCCAGGGGCUGGCCCACCUGCAGCGCCUCUUCCUGAACAACAACUACCUGACCUUCCUCCCGCCCGGAGUGUUCGGCCAUCUGGUCGCCCUAAGGUUGCUCAGCCUCAACGGCAACCUGCUGGCCGCCCUCGCCCCCGGCGACCUCCCGCCCGGCCUCGAGGUGCUGGACGUGUCCUGGAACCAGCUCCUCUCCCCGGACCCCGCCGCCUUCGCGUCCCUGCGCUUCCUGGACGUCACCCACAACAAGUUCAUCUGCGAGUGCGACCUCGGCCCCUUCGUGGUGUGGCUCAACCGGACCAACGUCACCCUCCUCGGGGCGCCCGAAGACGUGUCCUGCUCGUACCCGGGCCCCCUGGCGGGGGCGCCCCUGUCCUCGCUGUCCACGGAGGGCUGCGACGAGGAGGAGAGGCUGGCCGCCCUCCGGUUCUCCCUCUUCGUCCUGUCCACCGUCGCCGUGGCCCUGUUCCUCGCGGCCAUCCUGGCGGUGGCCAAGCUCCGGGGGUCCUGCUUCCUCUGCUACCAGGCGGUCCGGAGCCGUCUGCUGGGGGACCGAGCCCGGGCCGGGGAGCCCGACCAUUACAAGUACGAUGCCUACCUGUGCUUCAGCGGCAAGGACUUCGAGUGGGUGCAGGGCGCCCUGCUGGCCCGCCUGGACGCCCAGUACAGCGCCCGCAACCCGCUGCGCCUGUGCUUCGAGGAGAGGGACUUCGCGCCGGGCGAGAGCGUCCUGGCCAACAUCCAGGCGGCCGUGUGGAGCAGCAGGAGGGUGGUGUGCGUGGUGAGCCGGCACUUCCUGCGGGACGGCUGGUGCCUGGAGGCCUUCGGCUGCGCCCGGAGCCGCUGCCUGGCCGACCUCCGGGGCGGCCCCGGCGCCCUCAUCGUGGUGGUGGUGGGCGCGCUGUCCCAGUUCCAGCUCCGGAGGCACCGGGCCGUCCGCGCGUUCCUGCAGAGGCAGCCCUACCUGCGGUGGCCCGAGGACCCGCAGGACGUCGGCUGGUUCCUUCACAAGCUCUCCCGGCUCAUCCUGAAGAGGGAGGAGGAGAAGAAGAAGGAGGAGGAGGAGGACAACGGGGACAUCCCGCUGCAGACGAUCACCACCGUCUCCUAGUCAAGGAGCUGGCCGUCGAUGGGCCUCGCCGAUAGCACUUCACCUUGUACUUGCGCUGAGUCUCCUUGGGGGGGCGGUCCUUCUUGAGGUUCCUUUUCACCCAAUUCUGAAAACACACACACACACACACACACACGCACACACAAAGCUCUCAAUUGACCUGCACAUGGGAAGGAAGAGAUCUAAGAGAUGGCAGCUGCCCCCCACACUCCACCCAUUUCCUGUCGGACUCAAUAAUGCCCUUCUCUUCUCUGGCGUCAACCACAAGGUGUUCCCGGUGGUGGUGGGUGGCCGCCUUGGGAAGAUACAGCAGACGGACACUCCCCUCCAGCAGCGUCCCGUCCCAGGAGGCGCCGGCCCCGCAUUCGGAGCCCUCUGCGCUCUGCGGGGACAGCGCCAGCGGAAGAGAAGCAGAGACAGGCCGCUUCCCGCCUGCACCGUGGGAGCCGGGCCCUCGCCGGGUCAAGGGCACCCUCGGUCUCCGGGAGGAGAAUGGCCCCGAAGACGCCGGAUGACAAGAACCAGCCGUCUUGUGGCCACAGCAUUCUUCCUGAUCUUCUUACCUUCCGCUCCUCCGGGCAGAACGCGGGCCCCCCAGGAACGUCCUGUCGGCAGGUAUCAAGAAAAAGCGAAAGCAAGGAAGGCUAGCCAAAUUACCCGUGGCUUCCUGGUCCAGCGGGGCCCCAGGUCAGCUGCUGCACACAGGCCUGGGACUCAGCAUCCAGAACCUCGCUCCCGGUCCUCACUGUGCGCCCCGAAUCCUAACCCCUCCACACACUCUCACACACACAGUCACACACACACACACACACACACACACACUCACACACACUCUCACACACACACCCACACACACACAGACACUCACACACACACUCACACACACACACACACUCACACACACACACACACACACACACACACACACACACACUCACACACACACACACACACACACACACACACACACACACGUGGACUAGCUGUUCUAUUCCUGGUCUCUCUGAUCCAGGAAGCUGAGCUUGCCCUGUGCUGACUGUUCUCACAUUUGAACAAUGACUGUGCCCAUUAGCACUGUUCAUCACGGCAGCACACGCACCCCCUAUCCUACGACUCUACCCUUCCUUCUGGAGUGUUCUCCCAUUUCUGCACAUCCAUCCUACCUGCUAUUCCAAACCCAGCCCUCCUGGGGUGUCUCAUGGAGUGUUUCCAACCCAAAGGCCUCUCUCUCUUCCUUCUGGGCAAACUCUUAGCACACCAGCUGGUUUUUUUUUUUUUGUUUUUUUUAAUUUUAUUUUAUUUUAUAUAUUUUAUUGAUUUUUUACAGAGAG